GGCAUAAAACAUUCACUGUAUGUUCGCCGUCUGAGCCGCUUAGCUGGGAAACACGAGACGAGUCUUGGAUUCAUGUUCCCGGGCGCGCUUGAAUAAAGCGCAGAGGCGAAAGCGGUUCGUGUGGUUUGCGCGCAGGAUCUUAGAGCGGAGAACAUGUGAGAGGGAAUGGGAAACUGGAAACUGGAUUACACUUUACAGAAAGACGCAGAAGGAGGAACGCACAGGAUUUUGACAGGGCGCUGCGGCUCCGUUGAGUAGGACAUCCGCACGGCUGCCAAGCACUUUUCAGCGGAAACACGGGGGAAAAGGAGGACUAAUAUACCAAAGAUGAACACAAUUGUGUUUAAUAAGUUAAGCAGCCAGGUUUUAUUCGAGGAGAAGGCGAAUGAGGUGGAGAGAAGCAGUCGCAAUUAUCUAGAGGUGAUAGACGGGCAGCAUCCGGACCUGCUCUCCAGCAGCCCAGUCAUCAAAGACAGCUCCGCUAUCCGGCACAGAAGAUCAGGGUCUCGUCAAAACCCAGGAAAGGUACGGCAUAAACGGCAAGCUCUACAGGACAUGGCCCGGCCUCUGAAACAGUGGCUCUACAAACACCGGGACAAUCCUUACCCCACUAAAACUGAGAAAAUUCUUCUCGCGCUUGGCUCACAAAUGACACUUGUGCAGGUGUCUAACUGGUUUGCAAAUGCUCGACGGCGACUGAAGAAUACAGUUAGGCAGCCUGACUUGAGUUGGGCCCUUAGGAUCAAACUCUACAACAAAUAUGUCCAGGGCAAUGCAGAACGACUGAGUGUCAGUAGUGAGGACUCCUGCUCUGAUGAUGCUGACCCAGCAGCACGAGCACAGGUCGGGGAGUUCAGUAAACCCAUGUACCAGAGCGUCAUCAAGAAGGAAGGUGGCGGCAUGGGGGUGGGUCUUCGAGCAGCUGCGGACGCCUCAUUGGCUGACGACUACGUGUCACCGCCUAAAUACAAGAGCAGCCUGUUGCAUCGUUACCUCAAUGACUCGCUCCGUCAUGUAAUGGGGGCCAAUGGCGUAAUGGACGCACGAAAGAGGAACCACUCGGGCUCGUUCAGCUCAAACGAGUAUGAUGAAGACCUGCUGUCACCGUCCUCUUCAGAAGCAGAAGCCAACUUUAUCUACAGGACUGAGACUGUGGAGCAUGGAUCAAAUAAAUGUGACAGGAGUGUGCAGAAGGAGAAGGGACAGAGGAAAGAUGAGACGUACUGGAGGGAGAUCAACGCUGCCAUGGCUCUCACUAACCUGGCUCAGCCUAAAGACACGGCCACCGCCGCCACCACCACCAGCUGCAUCAUCCAGAAAUCCUCACACAUAGCUGAGAUCAAGACUGUUAAAGUGCCUCUCCUCCACAAAUACUAACGCGCACGCACACACAGACAGACAGAAGACCCCGCUCCUCUACUUUUGGAAUAUUCUACAUUACUUUGUGGUACUGAUUUGUUAUAAUAAGUACAAUGAAGUGCCGUGAAAUGCAGCACUCGUUCAGUUCACCAAUUUGUGCAUUUCCUUUUCCCCUUUUGGAUAAGUGUUGACGAAACAGCAGUAUUUCUGAACGAGACACUUUUGCAAUGUUAACUUAUUUUGAUAUUAAUCAGAAAUUUGUAUUGUAUCGCACCAAAGUGCCUUGCGUCUCGAUGGAGAGAUGAUUGAGAAUGUACAGUUGGAUGAAAUGACAAAGGAGUGUGUGUGUGUGU
Messenger RNA from Danio aesculapii, 1712 nucleotides. RefSeq names its product mohawk homeobox a (gene mkxa). NCBI's taxonomy places the organism in Eukaryota, Metazoa, Chordata, Actinopteri, Cypriniformes, Danionidae. The transcript has 7 exons. Gene Ontology annotation, biological process: muscle organ development; cell development; regulation of transcription by RNA polymerase II. Gene Ontology annotation, molecular function: RNA polymerase II cis-regulatory region sequence-specific DNA binding; DNA-binding transcription factor activity, RNA polymerase II-specific. Gene Ontology annotation, cellular component: nucleus. Bases 328 to 1377 code for a protein of 349 amino acids. The record is from RefSeq and is a predicted model, not a curated record.